CUGCGCACAAUUGGGUUGUGUCUGCUAUAUAUUUGGGGGAUAUUUCAAGGAAGUGAAUUUGCUGCAACAGUCUCUCGUGAUUCACAACGGUUUUUGAUCUGCAAUUUCAAUUCGGGCGUCUUUUAUGAAUAAUCAAAAGCAGCAGAAGCCAACGCUUACCGGCCAGCGUUUUAAAACUAGGAAAAGAGAUGAAAAGGAGAGAUUUGACCCUACCCAGUUUCAGGAAAGUAUUGUACAAGGCCUAAAUCAAUCUGGCACUGAUUUGGAAGCGGUUGCAAAAUUCCUUGAUGCCUCUGGUGCCAAACUCGACUACCGUCGUUAUGCUGAGACACUCUUUGACAUCCUGGUGGCUGGUGGAAUGCUUGCCCCAGGAGGAACCUUAUCCGAUGACAUGACCCGCACAGAAUUCUGUGUCUUCACUGCACAAGAGGACCUGGAGACCAUGCAAGCAUAUGCCCAGGUUUUUAACAAGCUGAUCCGGCGUUACAAGUACCUGGAGAAAGGGUUCCAAGAGGAGAUGAAGAAGUUGCUGCUGUUUUUAAAGGGGUUCACAGAGUCUGAGCGCAACAAGCUUGCUAUGCUGACUGGUAUUCUCUUGGCCAACGGGAACAUAUCGGGUCUUAUUCUAAGCAGCCUCUUCAAUGAGAACCUGGUGAAAGAGGGUGUUUCUGCAACAUUUGCUGUGAAACUAUUCAAAGCAUGGAUUAAUGAGAGGGACCUAAACUCUGUGGCUGUGGCUCUGAGGAAGGUUGGCAUAGACAAUCGUCUGAUGGAGUUGUUCCCAGCCAACAAGCGGAGCUGUGAGCACUUCUCAAAGUACUUCACGGACGCCGGGUUGAAGGAGCUGGCGGAUUUUGCCCGCAACCAGCAGAGCAUCGGGGAACGCAAGGAGCUGCAGAAGGAGCUCCAGGAGCAGAUGGCGCGUCAAGAUCCCGUCAGAGAGAUCAUGGCCUAUGUUCGUGAGGAAAUGAAGAAAGGCAGCAUCACUGAGCAGGCGAUGAUCAGCAUCAUAUGGUCCUGUGUGAUGGGCUGUGUGGAGUGGAACAAGAAAGAGGAGCUGGUCACAGAACAAGCCAUCAAACACUUGAAGCUCUACAGUCCACUGCUGAAUGCCUUCACCACCCAGGGCCUGUCUGAGCUGACCCUUCUGUGGAAAAUUCAGGAGUACUGCUAUGACAAUAUCCAUUUCAUGAAGGCCUUCCAGAAGAUCGUGGUGCUGCUUUACAAAGCGGAUGUUUUAAGUGAGGAGGCCAUUCUGAAAUGGUACAGCGAGGCUCAUGUUGCCAAAGGGAAGAGCGUUUUCCUGGAGCAGAUGAAGAAGUUUGUGGAGUGGCUGAAAAAUGCAGAGGAAGAAACCGAGUCUGAAGAGGAGGAAGCCGAAGCAGACUGAACUACAAGCCUUCAUACGUUUUAACAUCAAGUAGCACCAGAAGCUGUAGAAUGUUUUGUUGCAUAAGUGCGCGUAUUUCUAGUUUUCCUUAGUUUAUUAUUUUCUUUUUCUUUUUUUUUUAUAUAUAUUCUACCUCCUGUACUCUCAAACUGUAAUGUCCUAGAUGUAAUUUAAGGGCUUUGUAACAUUGGUCAUUAUAAUUUUUUUUUUCUUUUUUCUAACUAAUAAACGUUUAUACUUCAUACGGCGCAAAUCACUUAUACAUACAGCUUACGAUCUUUUUAAAUAUGGUGACAAAUUGACACUUUUUUUUUUCCAAAUGUCUUUUUUUAUUUUAUUGUAAAGUUUCUCUACCAUUCAGUUAUUUUUGGAGAAAUACUAGCUAAAUUGUUUGGACAUCUUUCCAUACCUUAUUCAGAAGACAGAUGUUUUUUUUUCUAUCUCCUGUUGGUGCAUUUCAUUAUGGUUAUUGUGGCCAAAUUAUGCCCAGGUUUGUUUUCUGGUUUGUGUGGCUCAUGGUUGAAUGCCCUUAUGACACAAUCACAUGAAAUCCAUCAAUGUGCCAGCCUUAAGAUUCAAUAGUCCCCCACCCCACUCUUGAUAUCAAUUGACUUUAAAAAAUAAAUAAAAAUGAAGACCGUGAAA
This is a messenger RNA of Clupea harengus (Atlantic herring), 2035 nucleotides long. RefSeq names its product eIF5-mimic protein 2-A-like. The record is from RefSeq and is a predicted model, not a curated record. Gene Ontology annotation, molecular function: protein binding. Gene Ontology annotation, cellular component: cytoplasm; membrane. NCBI's taxonomy places the organism in Eukaryota, Metazoa, Chordata, Actinopteri, Clupeiformes, Clupeidae.